Messenger RNA from Closterium sp. NIES-67, 2470 nucleotides. NCBI's taxonomy places the organism in Eukaryota, Viridiplantae, Streptophyta, Zygnematophyceae, Desmidiales, Closteriaceae. The record is from the annotation of a GenBank genome assembly.
UUUGGUGUGCUGAGCUUUUUAUCUUCAACCUCUUUCAAGCACGCGCAGACACCACUUUUGUACGGCUAGCCUUGUUGGCGAAGCUAGCUGUUUGCUCCGUGGUAUGUAGAAUCUAGAACCAAGCACUUCCAGAAUCCGAAUUUACGGAGAGAUCUAUAGAAGUGCUUGAGCUGCUCGUAUCUAUAGUAGCUCCCCCGGUAUUUAUCUAACUGUCGUUACCAUGGUGUUGAGACGUGACAUGAUGCCGUCCUCGGCGUCGCUUCUGUUUCUAGUUUCACUGAGCCUUCUUUCCGCCGCGACUGCAGCGCCGGCAGCGCCUAAGCCAUGGGGGAUUCGCAUCGACAGCGGCGGCAUGAAGAACUUCACGGACAAUUUCACCCGGCAGUGGUCGCGCGACAACGGCUUCUCGAGCGGCAUGGCUGGCACGUUGAAUCUCACGGGCAAGCCGAACGAGUUCAACAUGCCCAUGUACCAGAAGACCACGCGCUAUUAUCUCUUCGCGCUCGAGAACUGCUACGAAAUGCCGGUGCCGGCUGGGCACUAUCUCAUCCGCAUGUUCUUCAACCCGGGACCCCCCUCCGACGGCGAGGAUCCGACCCGUGAGUUCGCGGUGUCCACGCUCUCCACUCAGAUCGCCAUGAUCACGCCGCGAACGCCUGGCGAGUUUCGCGAAAUGAUGGUUACCUACCCGGGCCCGAACGCGGAGCUGGACGUCUGCUUCGUCGCCAACCCGUCCGCUUUGUCCGCCUUCGUCAACGCCCUCGAGAUCCUGCCGAUUGACCCAGCGGCGUACGUCACUGACCCCAACUUCAUUCUCUUCAACUAUGUGCGCGUGCGCACGGGGCAGGGCUUGAGCUUCGGGGACGGCGUGAGUAAGAUUUACACGGAUGACAAGGGCCACCGCCAGUGGUUCAACAUGUCCACGGCCAAGCUGCUGAACUCCCCUCUGGACGUCAGCUGCGAGCCUGCCUGCACCCAACUCUCGGUGCCGCCUAAAACAACCUUCACGGGUGCUGACGUGGCGCCGCACUACUUCCCGAGCUUCCUCUACACGUCAUCGCUCACCAACGCGGCUGGUGGAAAGAUCACGCUCAAGGUCACGAUCCCGGAUAAGGGCUCCCGGCUGCUCAUCGUUCUGCACUUUGCUGAGAUCGAUGCGACCGUCACUGCUGCUGGUGCACGGGUCUUCUCUAUCUCUGUGAACGGGAAGCCAGUGCCAGGGGGCGACGGCAUCGACCUGAUCAAGUGGGGCAAGGCUGCCAACGUGGCGCUCUUCAAGACCGUCGAUUGGCAGCUUGGGGCAGACGAAUCGACGGUGGAGAUCGUGCUGGCGGGCGCCAAGGGCGCAUCCAAGGGCCCCAGUGUUGCCGGGCUGGAGGUGUUUCGGCUGGUUUCCAGAGGACCCCGUACCAAUGCCAAUGAGUUCAAGCUGAUGCGCAAGGUGCGGGACGCCCUGGUGGUGCCUGAGAUGAGCAACUGGCAGGGCGACCCCUGUGCGCCCAUCGCCUGGCCGGGCGUGGGAUGCCGGCUGACCGAGAGGAACGACUUCACCAUCACUGGCAUCUCCCUGGCAGCAGCCGAGCUCGCGGGUUCAGUUCUCCCCGACAUUUACCUCCUAAAGAACCUGCAGUACCUCAACCUGAGCAACAACCAAAUUGCUGGUGGCGUUCCGCAGGCACUCAUCAACCUGGAGCAGCUCACCAUGCUUGACCUGUCAGCCAACGACCUGAAGGGCACCAUUCCUCAGGGAUUUGGCAGCAUGCCUGCCCUUAGAAUCCUUGACCUGCAUGACAAUGAGCUCACGGGAGGUGUGCCCGCGGAUCUCUUCCCACCUCCCCCUGGAGUCGUGAUUGAUUUCUCCAACAACCCUGACGUGUGUGGUACCACCACGCGGCCAGCCUGUGAGGCACUGGGCGGGCCAGGCAUCAGCGACAUCACCAUAGUGCAGCCGACGUCGUCGUCCAUCUCGUCCACACAGAUCGUAUGGAUCAUCACGGCGUGCAUCCUGGGCGUGCUGCUGAUCAUCGCGGUGGUGGUCGCCAUUCGCCUCAUCUUCUUCCAACCGCACCUGCCGAUCGAGGAUGAAGACAACGGUACUGACGGGUUCUACAGCCAAGCAGCCCGAGGCCACUUCCUGGAAAACGAGCCCCCAUAUGUCGCCACUCUGGAUGAGGAAGCACGCUAGAUGCUCAGAUUGAAGCACGUCGAAGUGCUACUUUCGUGUACACAUAUACAAAGCAUUGUCGGUGACAUGUGCUCUUCCUUACGAAGGUUCUCUAUAUACCUCACGAACUCUGCAAUAUACUUGUAGCUAUCGCGUUGCAAUCAUCCAUAGAUUCUAGAGUAACGCCAAAACUUGUGUAGUGCUUGAUGAAGUUUCCAUGUUAUAUUCUGCUAUGCACAUGCCCUUAGCUAAUAUGUUAUAGUUUAGCAUCCCAUAAAUGAGAAACCCCUCCAUUGUAAGGAAAAU